Lycium ferocissimum is the source of this 1197-nucleotide messenger RNA. Its product is annotated as reticulon-like protein B22. Bases 356 to 925 code for a protein of 189 amino acids. The record is from RefSeq and is a predicted model, not a curated record. NCBI's taxonomy places the organism in Eukaryota, Viridiplantae, Streptophyta, Magnoliopsida, Solanales, Solanaceae. The transcript is spliced from 2 exons.
AAAAUAGAUGGACGAAGAAGAAGCAGUAAUAAAAUAAAGAAAGUAGAAAAGUCAGCUUUUAGAUUCCCAAUCCCUAAGCCCUUGAGUAAUCCAUUUCUCUACUGCCACCGCCAUUGGUAUUUCCCGGCCACCCAACUUGAACUGCCGCCUCCGUCAUUGCCCACGGAUUUUGAAGCAUCCGAAAAUAAUCGUCCAGGAUUGACCAUUACAACAAAUUGUCCAUAUAGCCUAUCUGGGUGGCGAACUAUAAUUGAGGCAUAGGGAAGCGUCUGCGCCAGGUAGACUCCAUAUGAGGAUAAGCUGUUGUAUAUUCCAAGAAUGAGUGCUUAUUAAUGAAUCAGUAAGCUGAUCACGGAUGAACGAAGUCGCUCCACUUCAAAGUAGUGGUGCAAUGGAAUUGAAUGCUAACGAAACCACAGCAAGGACAGUAAACCCUAGGAAGACGGAUAUUGGUGGUAAACCCUUCAUACUCAUCAUCUGUGGAUCCCUCGUUUACUACCACUGUGCCUAUCGGAAUUCUAGUCUCGUCUCUCUUGUCUCGGACGUCUUUAUUGUACUCCUUUGUUCACUCGCCAUUCUAGGCCUCUUGUUUCGUCAGAUGAACAUCUCGGUUCCUGUGGAUCCGCUUGAGUGGCAGAUCUCUCAGGAUGCUGCCAACAGGGUUUUCGCCUGCCUCGCCAAUACUGUCGGCGCUGCUGAGUCUGUUCUUCGGGUUGCUGCUACGGGCCAUGAUAAGCGCUUGUUCUUUAAGGUUGUGGCUACUCUUUAUGUGCUAUCAGCUCUCGGAAGGAUAGCGUCGGGUGUUACCAUUGCUUAUGCUGGGCUCUGCUUUCUUUGCCUUUAUUUGCUUGCUGAGAACUUGCAAUUGAUUAGCUCGAGGAAUCCAAGGAGAAGGGACUGCACGAACACAGUUCAGGACGAUUAAAUUGAUUUGAUCUAUUUCAAAAGGAAAGGCGUAAGAGGCAUAUUCCAAAAUUUUCCAGGUCUGUCGCGUGUUCUUGCCAAAUUAGAUGUGCAUUCUCUUUGCAUUUUCUGCAGCCUUGUGAUUUCGUUACCUGUCUCUGUAAUAUAUUUCCAGUCCCAUGAUGAUUGUUUCCCUAGUUAAUGAGGAGACAUGAUAUAAAUUGUUAGCUUGCUGUUAGCAGUGCUUACCUGUUCGCAAAAGAAAAAUGGAAAAGAAAACACUUGUGAUGUCAA